Molecule: messenger RNA, 1548 nt
Organism: Phytophthora sojae
Lineage: Eukaryota; Oomycota; Peronosporomycetes; Peronosporales; Peronosporaceae
Exons: 2
Coding region: 1-1548 (515 amino acids)
Source: RefSeq, a predicted model, not a curated record
AUGAGGGCAUCGGCUGAAGUUCCAAGCACCCCCGAGCCGACCAAGCUGGCUCUGGAAUCUCCUGGUGUCGACUAUGAAGCAGUGAAGACGCCGGUUGACAUUGAAGGGGGCGCGCUCGAGCCUGGAGGCGCGCCGUCAGUCUUCUCGUGGCAACACGUUGGUCUGCUCGCCCACAUUGCGUCCGUCGGCGUCGUAUACGGCACGCUAUCUGGAGUCAUCUACGCCGUCUUAAAUAACUACCUUUACAUGUCGGCCGUGCUUACAGCAACCGCGCAAGCUCUGGUGAGACUGCCACGAGCUCUGCGCUUGUUCACCGCCGUCUUCUCCGACUGCUACCCCAUCUUCGGCUAUCGACGUCGGCCGUACCUGAUCAUGGGUUGGGUGCUCACGUUCGUGUGCUGCUUCUUGAUGGCAGUGCUGCCUCUGGGCGACCCGUACUACGGCGAUCCAGCGCUAGCCGACAUUGACGAAGACGAGCUCACGCCCGAGCAGCAAGCGCUGAUCAACUACGACGCAUCUGACAAGGGCAUCAAGCUCAUCAUCUUCUUCGUGUUCGCCAACCUAGGCACGGUCAUCUCGUUCGGCGCCUCGGACGGCUACAUGGUGGAGUUGGCACGCCGCGAACCGGAGGCCAUUCGAGGCACAACGCAGGCACACGUGUCUGCUACGCGCCAGGUCUUCAUGGUGCUGGCGGCGUUCAUGACGGGGCUCGGACUCAACGGGACGGACUACGGCGGCGACUUCUCCUGGACCAUGGGCUUCAACGCCAUCAUGGGCGUCUGCGCUGCCUUCUCGUUCGUGACGAUCCCGCUCUGCUGGUUCUGCGUGACGGAGGAGAAGGUGCCGCGCAAGUCCAUGAGGAAGUUUUGGGCGUACCUGUACGACCUGGUGCAGCACCGCGUCAUGUUCCAGGUGAUCGCGUUCCGGUUCUUCCGCCAGAUCCUGUCACUCUUCUCGGUGACUGCAUCCAGUCCCAUUCAGAGCACGUGGGCCAAAGUGACGCCGUUGAACGAGGGCAUCUCCGAGAUGCUCUCGUGUCUCGUGACGUUCGUGUCGCUGUGGAUCUGGUUCUGGUUGGGUGUGCCGCUGCUGGAGGAGUUUCCUAACAGUAUCGGCGACUUCAUCGCCACUCUGUUCGUGGUGGAGGUCUGUGAUAAGGGCAGCGAGGCCACCGUUAUGGGCUUGAUGAUCACCAUCUCGGCUCUAGGCACGCCGUUUGCGACGGUCCUCUACAAGACGGUGGACAGCUACUUCGAGAUCGAGCGCAAGUUCAUCGUCAAGGACGACCACCACGUGCGCUCGCAGGUCAUGUACGCGUACCUCAUCGCCUACGCGUGCAACCUCAUCUCCGUCAUUUUUGUGGUCUGGCUGCCUCGACAGAAGUCGGAGGUGCACGCGCUCAAGGCUCAGGGCGGCAAGAGCAAGCUGUUCGGCACGCUGACGGUGUGCUACCUCGUCUUCGCCUUCUUCUGGAUCAUCAUGACCAACGUGCUGAGUCUGUUCGACUCGACCUCGUGCAUGCGCAUCGCUGGAGGAUCUGGCUGCUGA